CAUUGUAUCCCAGUUGAAAGGUCAACACUUCUUGUGUGUGUGCAGUGACUAUGUGGUUCGAUCCCUUCGAUUAUUCCCGGCCAUCCCGUCUCCUGGACCAGCGCUUCGGUUUAAGCUUAGAGCCCGAGGACCUCUUCUCGCCCAUGAUCCCGCGGGAAUUCCGCAACUACCUCAGCCGUCCCGCGGGGUAUCUGCGCCCUUGGCGGUCGGCCGCGUCUGAGCGGGACGCCGGGUCGACUCUCAGCUUCGCCGAGGGUCAGUUCCAGGCCAAUUUAGACGUGCAGCAGUUCAAGCCGGACGAGAUCACGGUGAGGGUGGUGGACAACACGAUAUGUGUGGAAGGGAAGCACGAGGAGAAGGAGGACGAGCAUGGGUACAUUUCGCGACAUUUUAUGCGGAGGUAUGUGGUGCCGCGAGGGCACGAUCUGGAUAAGGUGGAGUCCAGGUUGUCGUCGGACGGAGUGCUUACGAUUACGGCGCCCAAGAUUGGGGUGGAAGAAGCGGGGGCGCGGAGUAUUGCGAUAGUCCAGACGGGACAACCGUCCAAGGUCGUGGAGAAGAAGGAAGAGGAAAGAAGCUGAAAAUUAUAAUUUUCCAUUUCUGUAAUAUUAUGUAUCUUUAAGUAAAUAAACAGCGAUAAUGAAA
Zophobas morio is the source of this 645-nucleotide messenger RNA. Its product is annotated as protein lethal(2)essential for life-like. Lineage: Eukaryota; Metazoa; Arthropoda; Insecta; Coleoptera; Tenebrionidae. Bases 51 to 581 code for a protein of 176 amino acids. Gene Ontology annotation, biological process: protein refolding; response to heat. Gene Ontology annotation, cellular component: nucleus; cytoplasm. The record is from RefSeq and is a predicted model, not a curated record. The transcript has a single exon.